CAUCGAUGGAGACUAAGAUAUUUGUAUGUGUAGGUCCAGGAAAAUAAGCAUAAUUUUUGCAGUGAAGUUUGUUCCCUUUUUGUUUUGCUCAGGAUAAAUAGAAGCACACCUUAGUUACAUUGCGCACACCUUAGUUUUUUUUCAGGGAAGGGAUGGAGUACAUCAGAACCCCAAAGGUUGAAAAUGUCCGUUUGCUGGAUGGAGUCUUAUUGAAGAAGGCAUCAGUUGGUUCACUGUAUCUAACAGCAACACACUUAAUCUUUGUGGAACAUAUGUCUGAAUCUCGGAAGGAAACCUGGGUACUUCAUAGUCAGAUAUGUGCAGUGGAAAAGCAACCAACAACUGCAACUGGGUGUCCACUCCUUAUUCGCUGCAAGAAUUUCCAGGUCAUCCAGUUUAUUAUUUCACAAGAAAGAGACUGCCAUGAUAUUUACAUUUCGUUAAUUCGUUUAUCACGUCCAGUAAAGUAUGAAGAACUAUAUUGCUUCUCAUUUAAUCCAAAGCAAGAAAAAGAUGAGAGAGCAAGAGGGUGGAAGCUGACAGAUCUCAAAGCUGAAUAUAAUCGGAUGGGACUUCCUAAUAGCUUUUGGCAAAUUUCUCGUGUUAAUAGAGAUUAUGGGGUUUGUGAUACAUAUCCUGCAGAAUUAUAUGUGCCAAAAUCAGCCUCUACACCAGUGAUAGUUGGCAGCUCUAAAUUCAGGAGUAGAGGACGCUUUCCUGUUCUUUGUUACUUCUGCCAGGAUAACAAUGCUGCUAUUUGUAGAAGCAGUCAGCCUCUAUCAGGUUUUAGUGCUCGGUGCCUUGAGGAUGAACAGAUGCUUCAGGCCAUCAGGAAGUCAAACCCAGGAAGUGAUUUCUUGUAUGUUGUUGAUACCCGGCCAAAGUUAAAUGCAAUGGCAAACCGAGCAGCAGGAAAAGGGUAUGAAAAUGAAGACAACUACUCCAACAUCAAGUUUCAUUUCAUAGGAAUAGAAAACAUCCAUGUGAUGAGAAACAGUCUACAAAAACUGCUGGAUGUCUGUGAGCUUCGAUCACCUUCAAUGAGUGACUUCCUAUGGGGCUUGGAGAAUUCAGGCUGGUUGAAGCACAUUAAAGCCAUCAUGGAUGCGGGUAUAUUUAUUGCAAAAGUUGUUGCUGAAGAGGCUGCCAGUGUACUAGUCCACUGCUCAGAUGGUUGGGACAGAACUGCCCAAGUUUGCUCCGUAGCAAGUCUGCUGCUUGAUCCAUUUUACCGAACCAUAAAGGGAUUCAUGGUUUUGAUUGAAAAAGACUGGGUUUCCUUUGGACACAAGUUUAACCACAGAUGCAGCCACUUGGAUGGUGAUCCCAGGGAGGUUUCACCAGUAAUUGAUCAGUUUUUUGACUGUGUCUGGCAGCUGAUGGAACAAUUUCCGUGUGCCUUUGAGUUCAAUGAAAGAUUUCUGGUGCAUAUUCAUCAUCAUGUCUACUCCUGCCAAUUUGGCAAUUUUAUUUGCAACAACAAUAAAGAGGGCAAAGAGCUGAGAAUUCAGGAGAAAACGCAUUCACUAUGGGCUCAUCUGUGGAAAAGUUGUGUAGAUUACAAAAAUCCCCUCUAUAGACAAAAUCAUAGUCAAACUCAAGGAGUCUUGAGGCCACAUACAGCUCCCUCUAAUUUCAGAUUUUGGAGGAGUAUGUACAACCGGUUUGAAAAAGGAAUGCAUCCUCGACAGUCUGUUACCGAGUUCUUGAUGGCUGUGAAGGAGGAAACCCAACAGCUGGAAGAGGAACUUGAAAUGUUAGAGGAGAAAUUAGAAAUUCAAGAUAAAUCCCAUCUGAAGAACAGAAGUGAGAAAAUCAAACCGUCUCACAAACUGGAAAUUUCUGUUUCUGAUCAACAUUUAGCCAAUACCCCUCAGGAUUAUAUUGACAAUGGCAGACCAUUCACUUCUUGUAGCCCUUCACAAGGACGUGAAGAUUCAGAAUCCAUGAUUCUAACACAUAACAUGAAGCAUUCUGAUACUGAUCUUUCUGCUAACAGUGACCAGGAAUCAGGUGUCGCUGACUUAAAUUGUAGAUCACCAAGUGGUGGAGACUUCCUGUCUAGUGAAGAAGGCAGCAAAAAUCUGUCAGAAUACCCUGAGAAAGUUGCCUUUGCUGUUGCCUGA
Messenger RNA from Pristis pectinata (smalltooth sawfish), 2126 nucleotides. RefSeq names its product myotubularin related protein 7b (gene mtmr7b). Lineage: Eukaryota; Metazoa; Chordata; Chondrichthyes; Rhinopristiformes; Pristidae. Gene Ontology annotation, biological process: phosphatidylinositol dephosphorylation. Bases 153 to 2126 code for a protein of 657 amino acids. The record is from RefSeq and is a predicted model, not a curated record. Gene Ontology annotation, molecular function: phosphatidylinositol phosphate phosphatase activity. The transcript is spliced from 14 exons.